Messenger RNA from Aptenodytes forsteri (emperor penguin), 846 nucleotides. It is a transcript of the gene SYNGR3, whose product is annotated as synaptogyrin 3. The record is from RefSeq and is a predicted model, not a curated record. Gene Ontology annotation, cellular component: synaptic vesicle membrane; neuromuscular junction. The transcript has 6 exons. NCBI's taxonomy places the organism in Eukaryota, Metazoa, Chordata, Aves, Sphenisciformes, Spheniscidae. The coding region runs from base 1 to 846 and encodes 281 amino acids.
AUGAGGCCUUGGGGCCAGCCUCAGGCGCCUGAUGCGAGCGACUCGGUGCCGAUCUGGCCGAUGGCCAUUGCUGGGGUUUCACGACGAGCUACCGCCAAAGGAGGGUCCAGCUCCUUUGUGACUCCGGUAGUUGCUUCGGGGCUGUGGGUUCAGACCUUGUGCUGGCAAACAUGUAAGGGACUGGCAGAGAAGAGCUGCAAGGCUGGUCUGGCGCUUAAGGAGCCCAAGGUGAUGCUGAGAAUCAUUAGCUGGAUCUUCUCCAUCGUGGUGUUUGGCUCCAUCGUGAACGAGUGCUAUGUGAACACGGACAGCCAGAACCCUCAGCUGCUCUGCAUCUUCAACAAGAAUGAGAGUGCCUGCAGCUACGGCAUCGCCGUUGGCAUCAUUGCCUUCUUUGGCUGUAUCUUCUUCUUUGUCGUGGACCUCUACUUCCAGCAGAUCAGCAGCGUGAAGGACCGCAAACGGGCCGUCCUGCUGGACCUCGGCUUUUCAGGUUUCUUGUCCUUCCUAUGGUUUGUAGCCUUCUGCUUCCUAGCAAACCAGUGGCAACAGACGACGAUGAGCAAAGGGGUUUCGCAAGGAGCAGACGCCGCCCGGGCAGCAAUCACCUUCUCCUUUUUCUCCAUCAUCGUCUGGGUUGCGCUGGCGGUGAAGGCGCUGCAGAGAUACCGCCUGGGGACGGACAUGUCGCUCUUUGCCACCGAUCAGUUCGCCACCGACCCCAACGCGGCGUACCCCGGCUACCCCACCGGCAGCGGCAUCGAGAGCACAGAGACCUACCAGAGCCCCCCCUUCACCGAGACCUUAGACACCAACCCGAAAGGUUACCAAGUGCCAGCGUACUGA